This is a messenger RNA of Gigantopelta aegis, 7714 nucleotides long. Its product is annotated as protein SERAC1-like. Bases 1 to 1659 code for a protein of 552 amino acids. NCBI's taxonomy places the organism in Eukaryota, Metazoa, Mollusca, Gastropoda, Neomphalida, Peltospiridae. The transcript is spliced from 13 exons. The record is from RefSeq and is a predicted model, not a curated record.
AUGAAAUUAAAAGACACCUGGUUUCCAUGGCUACAGUCCCAUAGUCAGAACCCCUGGCGCCUGCUGCACCUGACUCGCUCGGAUGACAGACACACGCGACACUUGGGUGUCAGAGCUCUGGCGGGCAUUGAAGACUGGGAUGAUUAUCAGUACCGGUACAUUGCUCAGGCCUGCGACGCUCGGACGCUGGUGGGACUGGCGAGGUCGCCUGAUGUUGAUGAAAGGUUUUUCCUGCCGCCACCUCAGUUACAGCCAAUGAAGAACAGCUUGCUGGAUGAGUUGAAGGAAUUACUGCGAUGGCUGCCUCAGUGUGAUGUUGAUAAGUGUGUCGCCUACUUCACGGAGGUCGCUCUCCGGAAAACGCUUCAGUUUGAAGAUAAGGGUGGCCUGUGGACAUUCAGUGGUUUGAGUUUGGAGCCAAUAAAGAUUUGCACUGAUUUCGACAACACCAAGAAGAUGCAGUCUGUUUGUCUUGAAGCUUUGGCUCGGCAUUCUUUGCAUCUAAAACACUGUCAGGAGAUUGUACACAAUCGAGGUCUACAACUUCUGCAGCGAGUUGUCGAGAGUCGACCUAAAGACCUCAACAUCAAGGAAACUGUCGCACGGAUCAUUGGAAAUCUAGCACUGUGUGCCGACCUUCACAAAGACAUCAUUAAAACAGGGUGGGUCCAGCGACUGUAUGAGUGGAUGAAGGGGGAGGAUCUCUCUCUGUUGAUAUUUGCUGCUCGAGCACUGGCUAACCUGGACUCUGAUUUUAGUGGCGAUGUACAAGAAGACGGAAUAUUUGUCAUUCACCCGGUUCACAGAACGACUGAUCCACUUUAUGCAGACAUUGUUUUCAUCCAUGGCAUCAUGGGAGGCCCAUUUAAGACAUGGAGGCAGCAGGACGUUAAGAAUAAAGGUCGUAACCAUGGAAACGAUGAAACUGGGACCAGUUGGACAACUUGCUGGCCCAAGGACUGGUUGGCUGAAGACUGCCCCAACUCUCGUAUUGUGGCUGUUCAGUUUGACACCCAUGUCAGUAGCUGGUACGUCAGCUGUCCCUACGAUGACGAAAAGAGAACUGUCAGUCAGCGAGCCAAGCUGUUACUGGAUAAACUCCACAAAGCCGGAGUCGGCUCUCGGCCAAUCAUCUGGGUCGCUCAUUCUAUGGGAGGUUUGCUGGUGAAGCAAAUGUUGAAGUUAUCGGAGGACUCGCCUCAUUUCUCAUGUCUCGCGGAGCAGACACGAGGUUUUGUCUUCUACAGUGUGCCACACCACGGGUCAGUCCUAGCCAACCGGUCCAACACGGCCAAGUACAUCCUGUACCCGUCAGUGGAGGUCAAGGAGCUGGGCAAAGAUUCGCUGAUGCUCGCAAAGCUGCACAGUCACUUCAAAGACUUCGCCUUGAAACAUGAAAUCCCCUGUCUUAGUUUUGGAGAAAUGGAGAAAAUGAAUCUUGGUAAAAAGCUGCCGAAGAUGUUGAUUGUUCCACAUGAAACAAGUGAUCCUGGAUUUGGUGAGUUUUUCACGCUGCCUGUCGACCACAUCAACAUCUGUAAACCAGAGGACCGGGACUCGGACCUCUACAAAAUAACUCUCAAGUUCAUCAAGUCAUGUAUACUUCACAGCAGAGUGGAAACCCUCCUAGAGCAGGGCAUGAGUGUGAACAAUGUGUGAUACCAACAAUAUCACCCAUGUCAAACGUUCGGAUCGCUGGUUAUUAAAACACAUUAAAACUUGACGCCCAUUCUAUGUACACAUAUUAAAGGGAUUGUGAAGACUGUAGCCAUUUCAGCCUGAGCUUUUUUAACAAUUAACACAGAUGGAAAAACUUAAAAACAAUUCACACAUUUCCAGAUUUUAGGGAUGUCCGAAAUCUCACAGUAACUGUCUACUUUUCAACAUCUUGCAAACUUUGCAAGAUAUUUUGAUUCUGUGGCUGUGUCAUUUUUAAAUGUCAAUUAAAAUUACACAUUAAUUCCAUUGUCUUCAUUAUAGCGAUGUUUUGUAUUCAAUGUUUCUUGUCGCCCUUACCUUUGUUUGACAUCCAGUAGACCAUGUAUUGUCAUGUGCUGGUGUGUUCUUAAACAUUCGUUCAUUCAUUCAUAUAUCCAUUUAUUCACUCUUUUUGUCUUAUUGUUUGUAGUACCUCAGAUAUCUUAAUAUGUUUUUCAGAUACACUGAUCCUUUAUAACCAAACAUUCAUCAGUUGGGCUUCAAACAGCCUCCUCGUUUUUUAUAAUCACUAAUCAGUGAUGUUGUUGUAAACUGAAAUUGUUCCUACCGUGUAGAUGAAAUCAUUGUUGAUAUGCUGGGGCUUGGAUUUGUCUUCUUGUGUACAUAAAGAAACCAGACAUUGAAUGAGUAUUAAUAAAUGAGCUAUUUGUAGGGUCUGUUCCGGUGAACACAACAAUGGGUGCAUGGUUCUAAUAGUUUAACUCUUUCUUGAGUUCACAUGAUACUAACUAAUUGUAUAAUGGAAAGUGGGUCAGUUUGUACAAACUGAUUACAACCAGUAAUUGGUGAUGAAAUUGCAACAGGUUCCCCAACACUGCUGAUGUCGAGUUGAGACCUUAUCUUUGAGUCUCCGUGGGGGGUUGUUGGACUGGAGUGUGGUGCUGGGGGGGGGGGGGGGGGGGGGGGGGGGGGGGGAGUGGUGAUAGCAUCAUCAUUCAUCCAGGCCUCAUCUGCUGUAUCGGGAUAUAUAUAUUCUUAUAGAAUUUCCUGAUGAAUACUAUAUAUAUAUAUCAUUAAGUAUAAUAGUGACCCAAUUUUCUCACCUGUUGUAAAUAAUGUUCAUUUUUUAUGAAAAUGUCAUAAAAGUUAUUCAUGUUUCGGUGUAAUAUUGGUGCAGGGUGGCUGGGAAUCAAAUAUUUUAACUGAAAAACAAAUUGAAAAUCUUAAACCUGGGGAAUUGCCCAUCUACUGACCUCCCCUCAAUCUCAGGGCUAGCUCUUGUACCAAUUGUGAAUUUUAACCAAUCUAAUAUAAAAUUUUAUUCUCAUUUAAUGAAAUAAUUCCAUGUAAUUAUUGAUAUGUUAAUGAAAAAUAACUGUGUUUUUGCAAUUUUCGAGGUUGACUGGAUAAUUUGGUGAAAUGUUCUGCUCAUUAAGUGAGCCCUGCAUCUGGUAUGGUGACAUUGCCCAAGGUGUAUGUGGACGAUGGUUUGAACAGCCUUGCUGUAUGAUUGAUGACGUGCUGUGUUGGUGCAGAUUUUAAUACACAGAAGUUGUUCAUAUCGGAUGUUGUACAGCUGCGAUGAAAAAACUCCCAGUGAGAUCAUACUCAGACUUGAAUGGUGAAUUGUUUCAAUACGUGUUUGUUUUCUAUUAAUGUUUACCAUAUACGAUACAUUUUACAGUUAUUUAUUGCCUCUUUUUAUAUUAUGAGGCAAUUUGGAAUACAAUUUGGCAGCUGUUUAGAGGUUUCCAUUUUUUAUAUUUAUAUUGAUGUUCAAUAUAGACAGUAAUACUUUAUGUUUGUGUAUGUGUGUACUUAUUGAAUAUACACCUUCUCUUGGGUUUUUUAUCUUUUACUUGUAUCUGCUGGUGUGAUGUUUUUAUCACUUCUUAUGUCUCUAACUGAAACACUUCUUAUGUCUCUAACUGAAACACUUCUUAUGUCUCUAACUGAAACACUUCUUAUGUCUCUAACUGAAACACUUCUUAUGUCUCUAUCUGAAACACUUCUUAUGUCUCUAACUGAAAACACUUCUUAUGUCUCUAACUGAAACACUCCUUAUGUCUCUAACUGAAACACUCCUUAUGUCUCUAACUGAAACACUUCUUAUGUCUCUAUCUGAAACACUUCUUAUGUCUCUAACUGAAACACUCCUUAUGUCUGUAACUGAAACACUUCUUAUGUCUCUAACUGAAACAUUUCUUUUGUCUCCAACUGAAACACUUCUCUUGUCUCUAACUGAAACAUUUCUUUUGUAUCUAACUGAAACACUUCUUUUGUCUCUAACUGAAACACUUCUAUGUCUCUAACUGAAACACUUCUAUGUCUCUAACUGAAACACUUCUAUGUCUCGAACUGAAACACUUCUUAUAUAUCUAACUGAAACACUUCUGUCUCUAACUGAAACACUUCUUAUAUAUCUAACUGAAACACUUCUAUGUCUCUAACUGAAACACUUCUUACGUAUCUAACUGAAACACUUCUUAUAUAUCUAACUGAAACACUUCUAUGUCUCUAACUGAAACACUUCUAUGUCUCUAACUGAAACACUUCUAUGUCUCUAACUGAAACACUUCUAUGUCUCUAACUGAAACACUUCUUUUGUAUCUAACUGAAAUACUUCUAUGUCUCUAACUGAAACACUUCUUAUGUAUCUAACUGAAACACUUCUAUGUCUCUAACUGAAACAGUCUACAGAUGUAUUGUCUCCAUUGGUGUUGAAAGGUAAAUUAUUACUAUUCCCAUUUCUGCCAUCUUCCGACACUAUGUCUCUUCGUCUAUUGAUUUCUAUGCUUAUAGCCUAUUAAGGUUCAAGUAUAGUGUUCUGGGCAGUGUGGGCACACACCUCAGGUGUAAGGGUCAUUUGUUCUGGACAGUGGGCACACACCUCAGCUGUAAGGGUCAUUUGUUCUGGACAGUGUGGGCACACACCUCAGGUGUAAGGGUCAUUUGUUCUGGACAGUGGGCACACACCUCAGCUGUAAGGGUCAUUUGUUUUGGACAGUGUGGGCACACACCUCAGCUGUAAGGGUCAUUUGUUCUGGACAGUGUGGGCACACACCUCAGCUGUAAGGGUCAUUUGUUCUGGACAGUGUGGGCACACACCUCAGCUGUAAGGGUCAUUUGUUCUGAGCAGUGUGGGCACACACCUCAGCUGUAAGGGUCAUUUGUUCUGGACAGUGUGGGCACACACCUCAGCUGUAAGGGUCAUUUGUCCUUGGCAGUGUGGGCACACACCUCAGCUGUAAGGGUCAUUUGUUCUGGACAGUGUGGGCACACACCUCAGCUGUAAGGGUCAUUUGUUCUGGACAGUGUGGGCACACACCUCAGCUGUAAGGGUCAUUUGUUCUGGGCAGUGUGGGCACACACCUCAGCUGUAAGGGUCAUUUGUUCUGGGCAGUGUGGGCACACACCUCAGGUGUAAGGGUCAUUUGUUCUGGACAGUGUGGGCACACACCUCAGCUGUAAGGGUCAUUUGUCCUUGGCAGUGUGGGCACACACCUCAGCUGUAAGGGCCAUUUGUUCUGGACAGUGUGGGCACACACCUCAGCUGUAAGGGUCAUUUGUUCUGGACAGUGUGGGCACACACCUCAGCUGUAAGGGUCAUUUGUUCUGGGCAGUGUGGGCACACACCUCAGCUGUAAGGGUCAUUUGUCCUUGGCAGUGUGGGCACACACCUCAGCUGUAAGGGUCAUUUGUUCUGGACAGUGUGGGCACACACCUCAGCUGUAAGGGUCAUUUGUUCUGGACAGUGUGGGCACACACCUCAGCUGUAAGGGUCAUUUGUUCUGGGCAGUGUGGGCACACACCACAGCUGUAAGGGUCAUUUGUUCUGGGCAGUGUGGGCACACACCUCAGCUGUAAGGGUCAUUUGUCCUUGGCAGUGUGGGCACACACCUCAGCUGUAAGGGUCAUUUGUCCUUGGCAGUGUGGGCACACACCUCAGCUGUAAGGGUCAUUUGUUCUGGACAGUGUGGGCACACACCUCAGCUGUAAGGGUCAUUUGUUCUGGGCAGUGUGGGCACACACCUCAGCUGUAAGGGUCAUUUGUCCUUGGCAGUGUGGGCACACACCUCAGCUGUAAGGGUCAUUAGUUCUGGACAGUGUGGGCACACACCUCAGCUGUAAGGGUCAUUUGUUCUGAGCAGUGUGGGCACACACCUCAGCUGUAAGGGUCAUUUGUUCUGGGCAGUGUGGGCACACACCUCAGCUGUAAGGGUCAUUUGUUCUGGACAGUGUGGGCACACACCUCAGCUGUAAGGGUCAUUUGUCCUUGGCAGUGUGGGCACACACCUCAGCUGUAAGGGUCAUUUGUUCUGGACAGUGUGGGCACACACCUCAGCUGUAAGGGUCAUUUGUUCUGGACAGUGUGGGCACACACCUCAGCUGUAAGGGUCAUUUGUUCUGGGCAGUGUGGGCACACACCUCAGCUGUAAGGGUCAUUUGUUCUGGGCAGUGUGGGCACACACCUCAGGUGUAAGGGUCAUUUGUCCUUGGCAGUGUGGGCACACACCUCAGCUGUAAGGGUCAUUUGUUCUGGACAGUGUGGGCACACACCUCAGCUGUAAGGGUCAUUUGUCCUUGGCAGUGUGGGCACACACCUCAGCUGUAAGGGCCAUUUGUUCUGGACAGUGUGGGCACACACCUCAGCUGUAAGGGUCAUUUGUUCUGGACAGUGUGGGCACACACCUCAGCUGUAAGGGUCAUUUGUUCUGGGCAGUGUGGGCACACACCUCAGCUGUAAGGGUCAUUUGUCCUUGGCAGUGUGGGCACACACCUCAGCUGUAAGGGUCAUUUGUUCUGGACAGUGUGGGCACACACCUCAGCUGUAAGGGUCAUUUGUUCUGGACAGUGUGGGCACACACCUCAGCUGUAAGGGUCAUUUGUUCUGGGCAGUGUGGGCACACACCACAGCUGUAAGGGUCAUUUGUUCUGGGCAGUGUGGGCACACACCUCAGCUGUAAGGGUCAUUUGUCCUUGGCAGUGUGGGCACACACCUCAGCUGUAAGGGUCAUUUGUCCUUGGCAGUGUGGGCACACACCUCAGCUGUAAGGGUCAUUUGUUCUGGACAGUGUGGGCACACACCUCAGCUGUAAGGGUCAUUUGUUCUGGGCAGUGUGGGCACACACCUCAGCUGUAAGGGUCAUUUGUCCUUGGCAGUGUGGGCACACACCUCAGCUGUAAGGGUCAUUUGUUCUGGACAGUGUGGGCACACACCUCAGCUGUAAGGGUCAUUUGUUCUGGACAGUGUGGGCACACACCUCAGCUGUAAGGGUCAUUUGUUCUGGGCAGUGUGGGCACACACCACAGCUGUAAGGGUCAUUUGUUCUGGGCAGUGUGGGCACACACCUCAGCUGUAAGGGUCAUUUGUCCUUGGCAGUGUGGGCACACACCUCAGCUGUAAGGGUCAUUUGUUCUGGACAGUGUGGGCACACACCUCAGCUGUAAGGGUCAUUUGUUCUGGACAGUGUGGGCACACACCACAGCUGUAAGGGUCAUUUGUUCUGGACAGUGGGGGCACACACCUCAGCUGUAAGGGUCAUUUGUUCUGGACAGUGUGGGCACACACCUCAGCUGUAAGGGCAAUUUGUCCUGGGCAUGGUAAUGUUCAGUUAUUAAUAAUUAGACUGAGGUAAAUCGGUGUGCAUUUUUUAGUGGUAUUUUCUGUCUUCCCUCCCCCCCCCCCCCCCCUCAAUUUCGAGUUGCAUAUUUAUAACAAUGUGGUGUACAAUGUACUGAAUGUGUAGCAUGUAUUUACUUUUAGUCUCUUUCAUAAUGAUAACGAUGUGAUGUUUAUAUUUAGUUUCACUAAUAGACUGAACAUGUAGCAUCUAUUUACUUUUAGUCUUUCAUAAUGAUAACGAUGUGAUGUUUAUAUUUAAUUUCACGAAUAGACUGAACGUGUAGCAUCUAUUUACUUUUUGUAUCUUUCAUAAUGAUAACGAUGUGAUGUAGACAUUUAGUUUCACUAAUAGAUUGAACAUGUAGCAUCUAUUUACUUUUAGUCCAUACAGCAAGUUAUGUACCCAAUAAACUGUUAUUUAAAACAAAA